AUCAUCUGCUAUCUAGUCGGCGACACAGAUUAAAAUUACAAAAUGGAAGAAGGAAGAACUAGCCUGAAGAAAAGAAAGAGAGUCACGGAUGAGAAAGAUGACAAGAACCUCUGGCGUGUAAAAUGUGGAGACAAAAAGGGUUGGAUGGAUGUAGAGAAGUUGAGAAAAGGUAAGGAUUGUAUUGAGUUUGAAGGCUCCUUUUACAGUCCACCUGAGUUUGAGAAGCUUGCAGGAAAAGAUUCAUGUAGAAAAUGGAAGUCAUCUAUUUACCACAAGAAAGCUCCUCUGCACUAUUGGUUCAAGAGAGGUUACCUAACCACUACAGGAUAUAGACAAAAAAAACGACAAUCAUCAGACCUUGAGUCCCAGGACCUCUUAACAGUCCUGUUCAAUAAAUACUCACCUGCAUCAGAGCUGCUGCAUUUUGGGUCCCAUCUUCAACUCCACACGUCCGCCACCCCGGACACGACAGAAAAUGAGGAUGGAGAAGAGGAUGAUGAGGAUAUGGAUGAAGAUGAUGUAUGGGCAGAUAAAUGGGAAGAUAAAGAAGCUACACAGAUUUCUAUCUCUUCUUCUGAAGAAGAGAGUGCGGAAGAUCAUGUUAAAGAUAUAGAUGACGAUGGAGAAGAGGAAGAUGAGGAUAUAGAUGCAGUUGAUGUCAGUAACGAUGAGCCUAGCACUGAGGAAGAUGAGGAUGAAGAAGAUGAUAAUGAUGAGGAUGAGACUGUGCCUGCUGUUGCCUCUAACCAUACUGGCAGCAGUGGUAUCAAAGCAAGUGUAACACCUAUGAUGAAAGAAGUAAAGGGUAUUGUUAACAUCCCUCCUGAGAAGAGUACACAUCAUCCUGACAUGCCAAGAUCUGAAGUCAUUGGAAAUAACAGAGAUGUGGCAAAAAACACAGCAAUCAAACAGCUGAAUGUUAAGAAAGAACCUGAAGAGAAACUGAAGAAGACAACAACAAGCACAAUUUCAAUACCUGGGAAACUUGCCCCGAAGAUUAAAGAAGCUUAUGGUAUCGUUAAUAGCCUUCCUGAGAAGACUAGACAUCAUCCUGACACGACAAGAUCUGAAGUCAGUGGAAAUAACAGAGAUGUGGCAACAAACACAGCAAUCAAACAGCUGAAUGUUAAGAAAGAACCCCAAGAGGAACUGAAACACAAGGAAGAUCGUGUUAAAGAUCAAGAUGAAGAACAAGAAGAUGAGCAUAUGGAUGAAGAUGUUGUUGGUGAUGAUGAGCCUAGCACUGAGGAAGAUGAGGAUGAAGAAAGUGAUAAUGAUGAGGAAGAGACUGUGCCUGCUGUUGCCUCUAACCAUACUGGCAGCAAUGGUAUCAAAGACAGAGUAACAAGUGCAAUUCCAACACCUGGAAAACAUGCAUUACAGAUGAAAGAAGUAAAGGGUAUGGUUAACAUCCCUCCUGAGAAGAGUACACAUCAUCCUGACAUGCCAAGAUCUGAAGUCAGUGGAAAUAACAGAGAUGUGGCACAAAACACAGCAAUCAAACAGCUGAAUGUUAAGAAAGAACCUGAAGAGAAACUGAAGAAGACAACAACCAGCACAAUUUCAACACCUGGGAAACCUGCAGUGAAUAUCAAAGAAGUAAAGGGUGUCGUUAAUAGCCUUCCUGAGAAAGCUAGAGAUCAUCCUGACACGACAAGAUCUGAAGUCAAUGGAAAUUCCAGAGAUGUUGCAAAAAACACAGCAAUCAAACAGCAAAAUGUUAAGAAAGAACCCAACAAGGAACUCAAUGACCAUCAACAUACAGAGGUGCACUUCUCUGGCCACAGUGUAACUGAAGUACAAUCCAUGAGACCAGAGAUGAGUGCAGACAUGUCAGAGGCCCCAUCACCUGGGCCCUCAGCCAGCUCUGGUUUGGAUCUUGAUCAACUGAAGAGGGAAAAAGUAAAAAUGGAACUAAAGGUUUUAAAAUUAAAAGAAUACUAUUAUGCUUUGAAAAUAAAAGAACUUAAAAAAUGAGGAUUAAUGCUUCUGUAAAGCUGACAUUGCAGAGAAUAAAUUAAACGAUCGCUGUGUUUACAUCCACAAACUGACACACAUUAUCUGGAGGUUUCUUGGGUGGAAUGUUGCUUUUGAGAAAAGCUGCAAAGUCAAGUGUGCUGCAUUUAUACACCGUACUUUUUCUUUGCUAUACUCAGGUUUCCUUUAGUAUUGUUGAUUACAGUGUUUUACUUUGUUUCUGUGAUGGAAUAGAUAGAUGGUAUUUUCUUCUGUAAAAUGUGAAUAAACAAUAUUGAUGCUUUUUAUCUGUAAAUUGCGCUAAAUGUUAUGAAACUGUGUUUCCUUUAGACUUUGCCCAAGCUGCAGUAAUCAUUGUAAGACAUAGCCUGUAAACAGCAUCAUGCAAUGUCUUGAACCACUGCUCAUUUCUUUAUAUUUUGCAUAAGGAGCAAGAGAUUUUAGAAAUUUGUAAGACAAAAGCAAUAGAUUAGACAAAAAUAUUUUCAUGGAAAUUUGUUCAACCAUAAUGAGAAAAUACAA
This is a messenger RNA of Maylandia zebra (zebra mbuna), 2499 nucleotides long. RefSeq lists its product as uncharacterized. Lineage: Eukaryota; Metazoa; Chordata; Actinopteri; Cichliformes; Cichlidae. The record is from RefSeq and is a predicted model, not a curated record.